CUGAAGAGCUUUCAUCGGAUUUGCCUUAUUGACUCCUUGUAUAGCUUUUUAUGCGAAAUCGCAAAAUCUAGUUAAUCAAAAUUGAUGGUAGCUAAGUGUUUCGGUGAUUGCUUAAAACAUAACUUAGUUUUUAAUAUUAUUAUAAAUUAUAGCUAUCAAUUAUAACAAUGGAGUACUGGAGUUGAAUGUAGAUAUUAUUAAGAGAAUUUAAUAUCUAGAAUUAAUGUGAAAUCAAACGAAUUAGACUUCAUAUUUUGUUGAUCAACCGUUAAUAACCGAUAGCAAUUAAUAACAAUCAAUAAACCGUAACGUCAUUAUUGCAUUCAAAUGAGAAAAUCAUUUUUUUUAAACUACAGAAAAAAUACUUUAUAAAUUUUUGUUGCAAAACUCCUAAGUUGUUGGCAAAAUUGUUGACCAUUUUAAUAUAAAAAAAAUGAAAACUGCAGUUGGAAAUUUUAAAGCAAUUUUUAUUCUUUCGUCAAGUUUAGUUUUAGAAAAUACUACUCUAAAUUCAAGCCUAUCAACAGAAAAAGGAGACAAAAUUCACGACGUAAUUAUAAUUUUUUUAACUUGCUUAGUAAGCGCUGUUGCAACCUCAGGAAACCUGUUUAUAAUCUAUCUUUACUAUAGCAACAAAAAACUUCAAACCAUUAAUAACAUUCCUUUAAUUUCCCUUGCAGUGGCUGACCUAAUUAUUGGACUUUACCCAAUAAACACAAAUACACUAGAGACUAUUAUAGGGUAUUGGCCCUUUAUUAAUUUGUUAUGCGAGCUAACGCUAGUCACAGAUUACUCAUGUUGCCAAGCAUCAAUUUAUCAUGUUAUUAUAAUCAGUGUUGAUCGUUAUUAUUCGAUAAAACAACCUUUAUUAUACAGAGGAAAUAAGAGAAAAUCGGUUGUGAAAAUUUGUUUAUUAUUUCUUUGGUCUAUAUCCUUUAUGUUGUGGGCACCAAUCAUAACAUUGUACAAAUAUGUAUUAGGAAGAUCUAUUAAAACACUAUGUUAUAAAGAUUUUUUAACGUUUGAUAACAUGAAAGUUUAUAACUUUGAAACAUAUUUUUUAAUUGCAUCAAUAGGAGUAGGAUAUUUUGUUGUCAUUCCGGUGGUAAUCUUGAUAUAUUGGAAAAUAUACUUUUUGAUAAAAGCUCGUUGCAGUGUUAUGCAACAUCGCAAUCAUCAAAUUUCAGUAAUUUACAGUUUGAGAAAAAAAAGUUCAAUAGAAUUUAAAGAUCAGACUAAAAAUCAGAAGAACACAACAAAAAACUUUCCUUCAAACAAGUUUUUACAACAAAGAGAACUUUUAAGAGAUAAAAAAGCUUUAAAAAUGAUAGCUGGUAUAUUAAUGGUUUUUGUUGUAACAUGGUUUCCAUACAAUUUGCAAAUGGUAUUGUUACCAUUUUGUCCUAAUUGUUACAACAGCUAUGCAUUUGACAUAAGUGACAUUCUUUCAUAUUCUAACUCGGCUGUCAAUCCCUUUUUGUAUGCAUUUGUGAACCCAGAUUUUCGUUCGUCAAUGAACAAAAUGAUUAAAAAAGUAAGCGGACUUGUAAACUUUCAAAAAGUUUUUGUCAAAGUCAAAAGUCCAACCCAACCUUAUAUUACCGGAGAAAGCACAUCAGAUAAACUACCAAAAAAGAAAUCUAAACCACUUACAGGAUACUUUUCGAUUUUUGAGAAGGAAGAUAAAACACUUCACGCUACACUUGCUCGUCUAACGGCGUCUAACGGACUUUUAUUUAAUGUGAUUUGUUCCUCAAUCGAUUUACGUGCUGCUCUAACUGCUAUGGGAUUCAGAAAAUCUACCAACGUCAGUAAACAAAUUUGUAAUCAUGUAGUAGAGUACCGCAAAAAAGUAAGAUUACGUUUAGUUCAGCAAAUUAAAGCACUUAAGAGUACAGAAUUCGGGCCAGAAUUUGAAAAUGAAUUUUUUGACAGUGAUUCAUCCGAGAAUGAGGAUAUUGAGGAAGAUUUACUGGGCUACAAUGAUGAAACUUUAAGAUCUAAAAUUGAACUAAAUGAAGUUUAUUAUGGAUCAGUCAUUAAAAAAUAUAAAAUUUUAUACAAAAAUGAUUUGACAAUAUUAUCAGACAUUAUUACAACUUUAGUUCCUAUUAAAGCAACGGUUGAAGCACUUUGUCGUCAAGAUUCUAACCUAUUUACAGCUGACAUUGCUAUUAACUUUAUGCUUACAAAGUUAAAAGGUGCUGACAAUGACACAAGCAAGGAAAUGCGUACAGCUUUAAUGGCUCGUAUACAUGAACGCCGAACUGAUAUGAAUGGACUUCUGCAAUACCUGCAUAAAGGUCGAAGCUCCGUUGAAGUCGAUGAAGAAAUAAUUACAGUGCCUUCUUCAUAUAAAUGUCAAAAACUGAUGGUAGAAUUGCUGGAAAGAUUAAACGCUUCCAACCCUGCUUUAGUAAGAGCAUCAGUUGAGUCUGACAUGGUGGAUUUUAUUAAAGAACCUGAAACUGAAAAUAACACUUUAAGUAUUGAAGAGGACCUUGAUUGUGUAAUUAAAGAAGCGCAAUCAGCAAUGCAAACAAUGAACGCAAACUUAAAACAAACAAUUUUUAUAGUCAUUCCAACUGUAUUUUUGAAUUCUAACAUCAAUUUAAAUUCUAACAUGGCAACAAAGACAAACGCGAAUCUUACAUAUAAAGUGAUUAUCGCAAUUUUAUCGUGUUUGACAAGCUUGCUUAUAAUUUCUGGGAAUUCUUUAAUUAUUUGCUUUUAUUGGCGAAAUAAAAAAUUUCGAACAGCCACUAAUAUUCCGUUAUUGUCACUAGCUUUGGUGGAUUUAACAAUUGGUUUCUAUCCUUUAAACAUGAGCACGAUUGAAAAUAUUUUAAACUAUUGGCAUUUUGGAAAAAUAUUUUGCAUAUUUACGCUUGUGCUCGAUUAUGUUUGUUGCCAAGUUUCCAUAUACCAUAUUGUUUUAAUCAGUAUUGAUCGAUUUUUUAGUAUUAAAAAACCUCUAAGCUAUCGAGGAAGAUAUCGAAAGUCUCGACUUCGGUUAUGUAUUCUCACUACUUGGCUAUUUUCGAUUAUAUUAUGGGCUCCUUGGAUAAUAUGGUCAAUGAAAUUGGCUGAAAAAAAAAAUUUGCAACUUAACAAAUGCUAUACUGAGUUUUUAAAAUUUGAUGGAACAUCUUUUCACAGUAGCAAAUUAUAUUUUAUUUUAAUUUCAGUUGGAUUUGGAUAUUUUUUACCUGUUCCCAUACUAAUAUGCAUUUAUUUUAAAAUGUAUUUCCUUGUGAAGAAGGAAAUGGAAACAAUUCCUCGGCUGACGUUAAUGCGAAACAGUCGGUCAUUAAAUGACUCAUCAACCAAAUCAUUUGUUUUUAAAAGCACAAGCUCGUACAAUGUUGAAGCUAUGAACGAUGAAAGUGUUUUUAAACAUCGAAACAUUAUAAGACACAAAAAAGCUUUGAAAAUGAUAGCAAGCAUUGUUAUUAUUUUUAUUUUUACUUGGUUUCCAUAUAAUCUACAAAUGAUUUUACUUCCAUUUUGUACUAGCUGCUAUAAUACCUUUUUGUUUGAAAUAAGCAACGUUGUUUCAUAUACUCAAUCUGCAGUUAAUCCUUUUUUAUACGCAUUUGCAAAUCAAGAUUUUCGUUCAAAUUUUAAAAAUAUAUUAAAAUGCAGAAUCGGUCUUGUAAUUAAAAAAAAAAUCACAUAAUAAAAACAUCUGAUUUCCUUCUAUCUCAUCUUUUUAUCCCAUCAUCUCAAAAUUUGAUAUCUUUUACGCUUUAACAUCCAAACAUAUCAAAUAUUUAGGACCAAAAAUCAAGCAUAGUCAAUAAGAGUGAAAGAGAAUAGAGCUAAAAGAAAGAGUGAAGAGAGAAAGAGUGAGAAAGACAAGAGAAAGAAUGAGAGAGAAAAGAGCUGAAAGAAUGAGA
Messenger RNA from Hydra vulgaris (swiftwater hydra), 3899 nucleotides. RefSeq names its product muscarinic acetylcholine receptor M3. Gene Ontology annotation, molecular function: G protein-coupled serotonin receptor activity; G protein-coupled acetylcholine receptor activity. Gene Ontology annotation, cellular component: synapse; dendrite; plasma membrane. The record is from RefSeq and is a predicted model, not a curated record. Gene Ontology annotation, biological process: chemical synaptic transmission; G protein-coupled receptor signaling pathway, coupled to cyclic nucleotide second messenger; adenylate cyclase-inhibiting G protein-coupled acetylcholine receptor signaling pathway. Lineage: Eukaryota; Metazoa; Cnidaria; Hydrozoa; Anthoathecata; Hydridae.